CUACGGGCAGCGCCGCGGCUGCCAUGGCCGGGGAGGUGAAAACCAAGCUGUCCAAGAAUCUGCUGCGCAUGAAGUUCAUGCAAAGGGGUUUGGACUCACAAACUAAAAAACAACUCGAUGAAGAGGAAAAGAAGAUAAUUAGUGAUGAACACUGGUAUCUUGAUUUACCAGACCUAAAGGAGAAAGAGAGCUAUAUAAUAGAAGAGAGGAGCUUUAUGCCAUGUGAGGAUCUACUUUACGGUAGAAUGUCCUUCAAAGGAUUCAAUCCGGAAAUUGAGAAAUUAAUGGUCCAAAUAAACUCUAAGAGCAAGAAAGAAGAAAUUGAAGAGGAUGAUAAAAUGGAGGCUGAUGUGUCUGAUGAAGAAAUGGCCAGAAGAUAUGAAACACUGGUGGGAACAAUAGGGAAGAAAUUCAUGAAAAAAAGAGACCAGCGUGUUCUCCAUGAUGGAGAUGAAGAGGAGAACAGUAAUACAAGACCUAAGAAAGCUAGGAAAAUGUUCUUAAAACCUCAGGAUUAAUGUCAGCUGCACAACUGAAGCUAAUAGAAAUGUUGUCUACCGAAUAUAGCAAAUACGGCACCGAGAACUGAAGAUUGUUUGGAGUUUUUGCUAUUUUAUGUAAAAGAUAGAAUUGUAAAUCUGAGUCCAUUCUCGUUGAAAUUUCUGCUGUCCACAUAACAAGCAUUUUUUGAAGUGGAUGUGUAUAUAAUGGAUGUCAUACAUCCUUUCCUCACUAAGCAGCUUUUAACAUGUGGGAUAUUAAACCCAUCAGCUGUUUUUAAUGUUGUGCAUAACUAGGAUGAGUGUCAGCGUGCAAUCAAUAGCAACAGUAUUUAUAUUUUACGAUAACAUCUAAAAUAAGUAUUUGCAGUAAAGAUGAGCUUUGCUCAAUCCAAUCCAGUGACACAGUGCAGCUUUUGCUGCUAUUUUUAUUAUGAAAAUGAAAACCUUUGCUCUCCUCAAUUCAAAAAGCCAGCAGAAACAUUUUCUUUUUUAACUGCUUGACAAAUAAGCUGGGAAAAGAACAGAAACAAAAUCCAUUUUUCUAAUUUUAUUUUUUUAUAAAGCAUAUUUAAAAAUAGGAACUUAUAGCAAAGCUUUUCUUUUCCUAGAGCAAGGCAAAUAUUGGGCAAUGUUUCCAGUUUGACACUUGAGCAGAUUGUGAGUCUUUAAUUUCUGUCUUCCAAAAAAAGUUUGCUAAUCUUGUCUUUUUUUCCGUCCAAAAAAUUCCAAACUUAUAAUUAUCCUGAUCUUAACAUAGAAGCAUAAUAACGCUUUCAGAAUCAUGUUUGGAGAGCUAAUAAAAACUGAUUAUUUUUUUUUGUGGUUAAUGUUUGUGGUUUAACUAAUUUAAUGUUAAAAAACAAUUAUGCUUAAUACAGUCAGAUAGAAGAAAUGAUCCUGUUUUGUGCUGGCUGCGAAUGUCUCCAAAUAUUAGUUGACUGAGCUUUUUUCUGUUCAGCAUGUAACAAAGGCAACUGAAGCAAUGCUAGGACCCAAACAUCACAGCCUUUUGUCAGUGCUUUGGAAAACAGAAAAGUCAGUGUGGUUUUGUCUAAAAUCACAGCAGUUCUCUGCCUUCUUGCUUUCAAAAUGAAGUAGUUUUUAUCUAUUACUUUCUUCAUCUAGAUGUCUAAAUUACUCAUCCUUGAUGAUAGCUUUCUGGAGAAAAAAGAAUUUGUUAGAUUGUUGCAAGUAGUGACCAUUCCAUUGUGGACCCGAGGGUUCUUUUUUUCCCAUAUUUUAAAGAACUCAGUGAAACAAGACACAAAACUCAAUUAUAUGAAGAAAGAGUCUUAUGUCUAUUGGCAUGUGUGAUAUAUGAACUAUAAUCUGUAUAUCAAGAGCACCUUGUUAGAUAUUCAAGAUGGGUCACACAUGGAAAGAGAAAUACACUUCUAACCUAGUAAGGAAGCCUCGUACAGGUGGAAAGUCUGUGAUUCAUGAUCUGAGAUAGUUUUUCAGAGCUAAUUAAAUGCAACCGGUUGAAUUACUUAAAAUUUGAUCAUAUAUUAUCACUGGCUGAAAAGAAGUUAAUGAUGGCAAGACAUUUUUCUUCCCACGGAAGAUACGACCUGCGCUAAGAAAUGAUUUAUUGUUGGUCAUCACAAGAAAAACUCAGAAUGUAUCCUAUUAUUCUUUCUUGCUUAUUAGUAGGAAAAUGAUUCCCCCCUAUGAGAAUACGUUUCUUCAAUAGAGAAUUUCUACAUGACUGUGCUGGAUAGUUGAGGGAGGGGUCGUCUUUGAACCACCAGCAGCCAUGUUCCCACAACUGCCCUUCCCUAAGGGAAAGUGGAGUUUUCAGUGACAUUGUGUAGGGGAGUUUUGGGGUAAUUUUGGUAACUACCUGUGGCUCAGGUAAGCAUUUUGUGAAGUCUUGCUUGGUCGAGUCUAUAUGCAGUGUGUACUGUUGCACUGCACAAUUCUGUUCAGUCUGAUGAAGGGUAAUUUUGUGCAGCUGAAGUGUAUCCUGCCAUACCUGGGUCCUUAAUUUCAAGUCGUGUCCUGGUGAAUGGCUGGGAGUUUGAGUGGCAAGGUGUGUGUUUGUGCAGAGUGAACUCUCAUCAGCUUCAAAAAAAUCCAUGGUUUUGGAGUUUAAAAGGGAGGAAGGGUGCUUCAUUUGUUUCCUGAAAAUGCCUAACACCAACUGUGAAGACUGUAAUAUGUCAGGUCUUGGUUUACUGUCUUCAGAUCUGGGUGCUUUGUUCAUGUUUAGCUGGUGGGUCGGUGAGCUACUGAAAUGCUGUAGUAUGACCAACUACUCAGUUUUAGCACAAUCAGAUCUUAUCCAUGAGGAGUUUGUAAAGUGCAGUGUUAAGAUUCAUGGUACGUUACUACAAAUGAGGCAGAAUUCAAAAUCUUCCCAGUUCUUACUUUCUAAAGGUGCCUGUGUGUCCAAAGUUACCAGCAGGCAUUUAGAAUUAUGAUAGGAUCCUCAGAAAUACCCAUCUGUAUUUCCAUCUUUAUAAAUAUAAAUGUGUGUGUUUUUUUUUUUUUAAAUCAGACCUCUAGUUUUGUAGCCAAGGUAGAAACAUUGUGCUGUAUGAAAUUCCUAUUUGAAUUAUUCUUGACAGAGCUGUAAGUGUAGCAGUGAAAUAUUCAUACUGCAAACCUAUAUUAAUUCAAACUUUCUUGGCUCUGAAACGGUCUCAAAUGCAGAUCCAUUUUCAUGAACAUCUUUCUAAGCUGUAGAAUUUAAAACCCACGUGGUUCAUGUUUUCCAAAUGAAAAGUAGAGAUCUUUGAGAUCUAAAAGAAGUUGGGAUAAGUAGUAUUUUUGUUCC
Molecule: messenger RNA, 3282 nt
Organism: Meleagris gallopavo (turkey)
Lineage: Eukaryota; Metazoa; Chordata; Aves; Galliformes; Phasianidae
Gene: MPHOSPH6
Product: M-phase phosphoprotein 6
Biological process (GO): maturation of 5.8S rRNA
Source: RefSeq, a predicted model, not a curated record